AUGAGCUUUCUGGGUGCCGGAAUGCGGAACCGUCUUCCGUGCGGAGCCGGGCUGCCCGCGGUCGUUGCUUGUGCCGGCGGCAGAGCCCUCGGGGGAGGGAUGCUGCGGAAAGGAAGGGGAGGCGAGCGACCCCGCCCUUCCCUCUCCCCCCCGAGGUGCUGCUAGUAGACCCGGGGGUCGGGGUGUGUGCGCGAAGCAGCCCCCACCCUGCCCUUCUCUCCCACCCCACAAGCCUCGCCGCCCCCUCCCCCAGCACAGGUUCGCGGAGAUCGCUCAGGACGAGCCAAAAAAAAAAGGAAGGGGAAGAAUUCAGACCCGAGAGUCUGCUCUCUACGCCCCCCCCCCCAAGUACAGCCCCCAUGGCGAAAGAGAAGAGCAAGAAGGCUUUGCUGGAACUGCUCCGGAAAGAGGGCAACGACGUGUGUGCGGACUGCGAGGCUCCAGGUCCAGACUGGGCAUCUCAUACUUUAGGAAUCUUUAUCUGUUUAAAUUGUUCAGGAAUUCACCGCAACAUCCCGCAAGUCAGCAAAGUGAAAUCUGUCCGUUUGGAUGAAUGGGACGAUGCUCAGGUGGAGUUUAUGGCUUCCACUGGAAACAAUGCCUCAAAAGCAAAAUAUGAGUCUGAAAUCCCACCGUUUUAUUACAAGCCAACUUCUUCAGACUGUCAACUGCUACGGGAGCAGUGGAUCAGAGCCAAAUAUGAAAGACAAGAAUUCAUUUACAUUGAGAAGCAAGAACCUUAUUCUGCAGGGUAUCGGGAAGGAUUUCUUUGGAAGAGAGGCCGCGACAACGGGCAGUUCUUGAGCCGGAAGUUCGUGCUGUCAGAACGGGAUGGCGCCCUGAAGUAUUACAACAAAAAUGAUGCAAAGGAGCCGAAAGCAAUUAUGAAGAUCGAGCACUUAAAUGCCACUUUCCAGCCAGAGAAAAUAGGGAACCCAAACGGAUUGCAAAUCACGUACUUGAAAGACAACAGCACAAGGAACAUCUUUGUUUACCAUGAAGAUGGCAAGGAAAUGGUGGACUGGUUUAAUGCCAUCCGCGCUGCUCGAUUCCAUUAUUUGCAAGUGGCGUUCCCUGGAGCCAGUGAUGUCGAUCUGGUGCCAAAACUUUCUAGGAAUUACCUGAAGGAGGGUUACAUGGAAAAAACUGGACCCAAGCAAACUGAAGGUUUCAAGAAGCGCUGGUUUACCAUGGACGACCGAAGAUUAAUGUAUUUCAAAGAUCCUUUGGACGCCUUUGCCAGGGGGGAGGUCUUCAUUGGCAGCAAAGAAAACAGCUACAAGGUCUUGGAGGGGCUCCCGCCAUCCAUCCAGGGAAAUCACUGGCAGCACGGCAUAACCAUCGUGACUCCAGACAGGAAGUUCCUUUUUGCCUGUGAGACGGAAAGCGACCAGUUGGAGUGGAUUGCGGCUUUUCAGAAAGUGAUAAGCCGGCCCAUGUUGCCACAAGAGUAUGCAGUGGAAGCGCAUUUCAAGCAUAAACCGUAGUGGCAUCAGGCCUGAGCGAACAGUAUAUGCUGAUCUGUUUACAACUCAAGAAUGUCGUUUGUUCUUUGCAAUUUUAAUGGUGAUGAGAUGUUCAGCAAAAUACCUUGGACUACAAGAUGGGAAAUGCUCGUGGCAGCUGCAAAAUGAAGGACGGUGCUGCCAAGGCCAAAGCAGACAUUUGAGAACCUUCAUGCUUCCCAAACCAGGGAACAACGUGGCUCUUGCAUCACAGCCUAGUCAAGGUACCAGUCAGCAGUGACUGCAAGCGUGCAUCUUGUGUGUCUCACUACAGUCAGGAAGGAAGUAUCCUGGAGUCUGAGCAUGCUGUUGGCAUGGGAGAUUAAGAAGAAUGCUCUCUUCCACAUUUUCUCUCCCCUUCUCCUCCCUAUCACUUGCUUUGGUCAUGAGAAGAACACACCCUUUGUCCAGAAUGCUUUCUCCUAAAGAGUUUGUCUUUAGAGAAUGGGAUUCCUAUUUUGGAGGAGGGCAGCCGUUCGUUCAAGAGACACCUGCAGCGAUCUGGCUUCCAUCAGCCCUAAACCCUGCUGUCCAUUCCUAGGAAGAACCGAUACAAAAGUCCAACAGGUGUUGCGCAUGAUGCUGAAGUUUCAACAAAUGCCUUCUGAUCAUAUCCCAUGUGGGCAUCGUUGAAUGCUACUAUUUAAAUAGCCACUGACGCUCAUUUCAAGGGAGGGGAGGGGCUGCUUCAUCACCUUGAGAUGCUUAAGUAGAAGGUUUGUAUUUAUUUUUGGCGAUGAAUGUUGUUGUGAUGCUUGGGAGUUUCUUCCAAGCUUCUUCCAAGCCAUACAGCCUGGUGCCGUCCUGUUGAAAGAGUAAGCUUAGCACAACCUAUCAGGAGUUCCAGAAAGUAUCUUUUUCGGCUUCCCAUCCUAGAGCUGAGAAAGUGGGGUGGAGUGUCAAGCAGGGAAAAAUACAUGGGCAGGGGGACUGAAUGUCAGUAAAAUCCAUAAAUGGAUGAUAUAAGAUAUAGUUUCCUGUUUUGCUUCUUCAGAGUCUCAGCCUGGAGUGCUCUUAAUUACUUUAAUGUUACUAGAGUGGUGUGAGAGCCAGUGUGCUGUAGUGGUUAGAGUGUUAGGCUAGGAUCUGGAAGACCCAGGUUUGAAUUCCCCCUUGGCCGUGGAAUCUUCCUGGGCAAUCUUGGGCCAGUUGCACCUCUCUACCUAGCCUACCUUGCAGGGUUGUUCUGAGAAAAAAAUGGAGAAGAACGAUAUAAGCCAAUCUUGGGGAGGAAAAUGGGGGGGGGGAAUUAAGUUAAAUAAAUAAAUAAACCUGACUCUGUUGGCUAUGAGUUUGGCAAGGCUGGCCACAGACAGCAUGAAGCCCCUAUCUGAGCCCAAAUGUCUAUAACCUGUUUGCUGUGAAAAGAAGCAAGAAAACCCCUUUAGGCUAAAAUCGUAAGAUUGACACCUGCACUUACCUCUCAGAUGGCGAUGUGUUCCUUUUCUUAAACAAAUAGCCUCCCAAAUAUGGUUGAGCAUUUCCUCCCCUAUGGUUUGCCCUGAAGCGAGUUCAGUUGUUUUGAGGCUGACUUCCUAGGCACACUUGUUUGGGGGCACAGCCCCCUGAGCACAACUGGGCCCUCUUUUCUGGGAAAACACGCCUAAGAUUGGGCUAUGUGCCUCACUGAUAGCAAUGGGAAAGAGUUUAAGCACAUGCCUGGUCUUCAUAUGGCUUCAGGGCGCAUAACUGGUGUGCAACUGGACUCUGUUUUUGCAGUGCCCCGUGUUGAAGUCUCCAACUGGAGAUUUGGGAGGGACUUUCCAGAGCUCUUCUGUGAUGUUAAAUCAGAUGUUAAAUCGCAGUGACAUGUCAGAGGAAACUGUGGAAGUGGACAGGACCACCAAAAGAGAAUUUUCUUUAGGCUGUUUGUAGUAACAGAAAUCCACCACCCUUUAUAAGUAUCCAAUCUGCAACUAACUUUGGCCAUGCAAAAGUCCUAGUGGAAUUCCUCCUAUAUGAUCCUCUCUGUGCUGUGGAUCUUUACCUGCCAAGCUCUGUGGGCAUAUCGUCAUCUUUUACAGGAAAACUGGUAACCCUAACAGACCAAAAGCCAGAGCUGGACUUCAGGAUUUGGGGCUCCCAGAAGAGAGACUGCUAGGGGUCUUUUUAACCAGGUAGUACAGAGAGGGUGCAAAGCAGACAACUGGAGUCCCCAUUCUAAGUGAUUCAUGGGCAGAAGCAAGGCCAUAUGCCCUACAUCUUGUUCUUUUGAAGGAUCAGAUAUAGAAAUUAUUUGCAGAAUUAUGACAGAGGACAUGAACCAACUUAAUUCAGCCUAAAGAGACAGCAAAUACAACGUGGGAAGUUUGUUAGCCAGUUUCCUCUGUGAUCUCCUGGAUUGACCCAUUUUUCUCAAGGCCUUGGCCACUCCCUCCUCUCACUGUUUUUGAGCUGGCCAUAACAUCCGACCUGCUUUUGACAAAAGCACACAUUUGCUGUGAUGUGUUAAUGCAACUCUCUUUGUAGGAAAGCUUGGGUGAGGCAGAGGUUGAUGUAGCUUUGUUUUGUAUGGGUAUUGUGAUGUGCGUAAAUGUUGCCAAUGAGGUUUCUGUUUUGUUUUUUAAAUAGCAAAGAUGUGAACUCUGAAAAAUGUUGUUCAAUGUAGAUGGAAGUGACUACAUGCAAAUAGAAUGUCUUUAUAUGUAGGAUAGUUAAAAUUAGAUGUGAUGAAAACCGGCCCAUGUUGGGGGAGACCAAAUUAAGUGCCUGCUAGUGAGAAAACAACGUAGAAUCCAAAACACAGUUCAAUAGGUGCAUUAAGCAUGUUGAAGCCCACUGAAAUUAGUGAACUUAAAGCUGUAUUGUGGCCUUUGUAUCUAAGUGGUGGCAACACUGGCAUAAAGGUUAAAAGGGCUGGAAUGGUACAGCCCCUGCUGUCUUUUUCUUUCCUUCUCUCUCUCUCUCUCAGCAUCAGAAAUGAUCUUUUUAGAAGUCCACUGUAUCAUUCAGAAAACCUCCAAGCAAUCUAUAAGGAACCACUGAUGCAUAAUUCUCAUUGAAAUAAAUAGGACUUCUAUAUGUCCUAUUCAUUUACAUGGGGCUUGCAAAAGCAACUCUCCUGGUGGUUUGUACAUGUGGUAGUAUGCAGACUGACUGGUUAAUAAAGGGGGAGCGUCAAAUAUUUUUCUGCAAUGGACUUAGCCCACCAUAACUCUUUGUCCCCCAGUGCACAGUAUGGUGGGUACAGCAACAAAAUGGCUGCUACAGGAGGCAGAGCCAGCCACAAAAUGCCUGCUACAGCUUAGCUUCUUGUGCUGUGAAAGCAGCUUCUGCCUAAGCAAUGUUUUUAAACAUCUGCACAGCUGAUCAAAUGGCCAAUCAAAAGCCCCGCUGGACAAAAGCCCCACCUGGCCCCGCCCACUUUCUAAAAAUACAUGGCGGGCACAAGGAGAGGUGUCAGCAAGCACAGUUGGGACCAUGGGCACCACAUUGGGGACCCCUGACUUAGAUUGUUGGAAAGGGUCAUGGACGACGACAGACAGGGAUCUAGGUGUUGGGUCAUGGACUCUCCUGGGGGCAUACAUCAGUCAUAGUGCCAGGCAGAUUUUUGUUGAUGGUGCUGCUUCAAGAACCAUCUCCUUCUCAACUAGCACACCUCAGACAGGAAGCUUUUCCCCCUUUGGUGCAUGGGAGCUUCCCAGGCAAUACGUGAAAUACUUAUGCCUUAAUGGGGGUUAUAAGAAGGGGGAGGGGGGAGUCCCUCUUCCAGUUUCUCUCUUGUGGUCACAUCAGUACUGACAGAGCAGAGGAAUCACCUUUUGCCAUCACCUGCUUGUUUUGCUAGCUGGAGGUUAUAUUAAGUCAGUGUGCUGCAGUGGUUCAAGUCUCCGAGUGGGAAAAGCGGCAUUCAAAUCUCCACCCUGCCACAAAGCUCGUGAUGCUGGGCCAGUCUCUCUCUUUCAGCCUAACCCACCUCACAAGAUGUUGUACGGAUAAAAUGGAAGGUGGAGGUGGGAUAGAGAUGAAUCUCCGCCCCGCCUUUUAAAGCCUCAGCAAUGAUCUUUGCAGAGUUUUAAAAGUUUUAAGGAAAAGUUUCCGGUCAUUGUCAGGAAGAUACUUCUCUCUGAAAUGCCAGAACAAAUGCCCAGAAUUUAAGAAAGAGAGCGAGGCAGGGAAACCAGCGUUUUUUCUGGGUGCCAGAAUGCAUCUCUUUCUUUCAAUGUGCGUGUGUAGAAUAAUUUCCCUUUUGUCCAUUGCAUACAUUUAAGCCACUGCUAAUAAAACGGUGAUACUAAAUGUCAUUCAGGCCAAUAAAUUAUUACUACAUCA
This is a messenger RNA of Eublepharis macularius, 5777 nucleotides long. RefSeq names its product ArfGAP with dual PH domains 1 (gene ADAP1). Gene Ontology annotation, molecular function: GTPase activator activity; phosphatidylinositol bisphosphate binding. The coding region runs from base 360 to 1487 and encodes 375 amino acids. Gene Ontology annotation, biological process: positive regulation of GTPase activity. The transcript is spliced from 11 exons. Lineage: Eukaryota; Metazoa; Chordata; Lepidosauria; Squamata; Eublepharidae. Gene Ontology annotation, cellular component: plasma membrane; intracellular membrane-bounded organelle. The record is from RefSeq and is a predicted model, not a curated record.